GUGACAUUCUGCAGUCUUCGGACUCACCAGUGGUGUUUCAUUCUCUUUAAUGUUAUCCUAUUUCAUGCCUUGCUUUUUGGGGCUGACUUUGUGGAAGAAUACUUUCUGCAUGCUUUGCCUUAUGUAGACAUGAAAGUUCUGGAAAUUAAGGACAAGGCAAGAAAAUUGAACAUGGAGCCCCUAAGAAGUAAUCUUUCCAAAUAUUAUAUCUUGAGCCAAUCGGAGGUGUGUAAAGGGAAGAACAUAUUUUUGCUCUCUCUCAUCUUCAGUAGCCCAGGAAAUCGAACAAGACGGGACCUCAUCAGGAAGACCUGGGGUAAUGUGACCAGUGUUCAAGGGUACCCCAUUCUCACCCUGUUUGCUUUGGGGAUGCCUAAUUUGGUAAUUACCCAGCAAGAGAUAGACAAAGAGUCACAUAAGAAUAAUGACAUAAUUGAAGGAAUCUUUUUGGACAGUGCUGAGAACCAAACCAUGAAGACCAUCACAAUGACGCAGUGGGCUGUGACUUUCUGCCCUAAUGCCCUGUUCAUUCUCAAGGUUGAUGACGAGAUGUUUGUCAAUCUACCAAACUUGGUAGAUUAUCUUCUCAACCUGAAAGAACGCCUUGAAGAUAUCUACGUAGGAAGAGUUAUCCAUCAGGAUAUGCCCAACAGAGACCCUAACAGCCAGGAAUUUGUCCCUCUUAGCAAGUACCCAGAAAAGUACUACCCAGAUUACUGCAGUAGUGAGGCUUUCAUUAUGUCCCAAGACGUGGCUCGGAUGAUGUAUGUGGUUUUCAAAGAAGUACCCAUUAUGGUGCCUGCGGAUGUGUUUGUAGGAAUUUGUGCCAAGUCUAUUGGCCUUAUACCCAUCCACAGUUCAAGGUUUUCUGGGAAAAGACACAUCAGAUACAACAGAUGUUGCUAUAAGUUUAUCUUCACAUCUUCAGAAAUGACAGAUGCCGAAAUGCUCUUGGCAUGGAAGGAAAUUAAUGAUGGGAAAGAAUGUACACUGUUUGAGACUUACUCCGGACUCAUUUCCUGCAAACUUCUGACAUACCUUGAUAGCUUUAAACGUUUUCAUAUUGACACCCUAAAAAAUAAUGCCAUGUAUUAUGGUGAUUAG
Phyllostomus hastatus (greater spear-nosed bat) is the source of this 1104-nucleotide messenger RNA. It is a transcript of the gene B3GALT9, whose product is annotated as beta-1,3-galactosyltransferase 9. Gene Ontology annotation, molecular function: hexosyltransferase activity. Gene Ontology annotation, cellular component: membrane. Bases 130 to 1104 code for a protein of 324 amino acids. Lineage: Eukaryota; Metazoa; Chordata; Mammalia; Chiroptera; Phyllostomidae. The record is from RefSeq and is a predicted model, not a curated record. The transcript has a single exon.